UGCGGGUCCGUGGCCGAGCAGUUCCUGCUGCUGGAGCUGCAGCAGAGCCGGUGGCUGCGGGCGCUGCCGCCGCCGGGCCCCGCCGUCACCCACGUUUACCGCCCGCUCGAGUACGCCUGGGAGCCGCACUGCCGCUUCGUGCGCGCCUUCUGCCGCGGGCCCAAGAGCGUCCUGUUCGUGGGCAUGAACCCGGGGCCCUUCGGCAUGGCCCAGACCGGGGUCCCCUUCGGCGAGGUGCGGGCCGUGCGGGACUGGCUGCAGGUGCGGGGAGGGGUGCAGCGCCCGCACCCGGAGCACCCCAAGCGCCCGGUGCUGGGGCUGAGCUGCACCCGCUCCGAGGUGAGCGGCGCCCGCUUCUGGGGCCUCAUCCGGCGCCUGUGCCCGCAGCCCCAGCGCUUCUUCACCCACUGCUUCGUCCACAACCACUGCCCCCUCCUCUUCCUCAGCGCCUCCGGGCGCAACGCCCCCAGCGACCUCCCCCCCCAGCACCGGGCCCCGUUACUGGAGCUCUGUGACCGGGCGCUGGUCGCGGCCGUGCGGGUGCUGAGCGCCCGCCUGGUGCUGGCCUUGGGCCGCUUCACCGAGCACCGAGCGCGCCGGGCCCUGGCCGCCGCCGGCCUUGCGGGUAACGGGGAUGGGGAUGGGGUCAGGGUGGAGGGCUUGCCCCAUCCCUCCCCCCGGAACCCCCGCGCCAACCGGGAAUGGGAAGGGAUGGUGCUGAGCCGCCUGCGGGAGCUGGGGGUGCUGGAGGUGCUGGGGGUGAGCGGGGAGGAAGGGGAGUUGGAACGAUUCCGCCCUGGAAAACCGUCCCCCGAAGGGAUAGCUCAGCCUACGUUAAAUGCUAAUCGCAACGGGAAGAUGGACUCGUUUGGGAGCGAAGGAAUCAAUGGGAAUCGGGGAUCCCCAUGCUCCAGCCCCCUCCGAGAUGCUGGGGAGCGGGAUACGGGGAGGGGAUGCCCCGGCGACGGCGGCUGCACAGAAACCGGGAGAUGA
This is a messenger RNA of Pezoporus flaviventris, 993 nucleotides long. It is a transcript of the gene SMUG1, whose product is annotated as single-strand-selective monofunctional uracil-DNA glycosylase 1. The record is from RefSeq and is a predicted model, not a curated record. Gene Ontology annotation, molecular function: single-strand selective uracil DNA N-glycosylase activity; oxidized pyrimidine nucleobase lesion DNA N-glycosylase activity. Gene Ontology annotation, biological process: base-excision repair. Lineage: Eukaryota; Metazoa; Chordata; Aves; Psittaciformes; Psittacidae.